This is a messenger RNA of Rhipicephalus sanguineus (brown dog tick), 2394 nucleotides long. Its product is annotated as ethanolaminephosphotransferase 1-like. NCBI's taxonomy places the organism in Eukaryota, Metazoa, Arthropoda, Arachnida, Ixodida, Ixodidae. Gene Ontology annotation, molecular function: ethanolaminephosphotransferase activity. Gene Ontology annotation, cellular component: endoplasmic reticulum membrane; Golgi apparatus. The record is from RefSeq and is a predicted model, not a curated record. Gene Ontology annotation, biological process: phosphatidylethanolamine biosynthetic process.
UUCCAUUCCCUCUCACUUUCUCCCCACCAUUCUAUUCUCUCCUCCUUGCACUUCGGGCGGCGAGGAAGCGCAGGAGAGGCGCCGCUCGCGUGUGUUCGCAGUGAUUUCUAGUCCCACAUCAUAAAUGCCUAAAUUAAUAAGUCAUCACUAAGCACCAAGCAAACUCGGUCACAAAGAAACAUGAAGUACCUGUCGGAAGAAGAGCUCAAGGGCUUCGAGAACUACGAGUACACGUGCAAGGAUACCAGCCCGCUGAGCAACUACGUGAUGCACCCGUUCUGGGACCAAGCAGUCAAGCUCGUGCCGCGUGGGGUGGCCCCCAACGUGCUCACCAUGUCGGGGUUCGUGCUGACACUGGUUAACGUGGGCCUGCUGUCCUACUACGACUUCGCCUUCUACGCGUCGAGCGACCUGCACCCCGAGGCUCCACCGGUGCCGCCGUGGGUGUGGCUGGUGUGCGCGGUGAACCAGUUCCUGGCUCACACAUUAGAUGGAAUAGAUGGAAAGCACGCUCGCCGCACUGGGAGCAGUGGUCCACUGGGCGAGCUGUUUGACCACGGCCUGGACAGCUGGGCAACACUGUUCAUGCCAGUGUGCCUGUACUCGGUGUUUGGUCGUGCCGAGAUGAGCUGCAACACGUGGCGCUUCCUGCUUGUCCUGUGCAACAUCCACUUUUGCUUCAUCCUCUCCCACUGGGAGAAGUACAACACGGGCAUCCUCUACUUGCCCUGGGGAUACGACAUUUCCCAAAUGAUUCUUCUUGGGAGCUUUGUGCUGACCUACCUGUAUUCGUACCGACUGUGGAAGUUCACCAUCCUUGGACUGGGUGCUGGCGAAUGCCUCGAACUGACACUACAUGCUGGCUCUUUCUUCAUGACGAUACCUAUGUGUCUGUACAACAUUCAUCGUGCCUGGCAAGACGGGCGCCUGCGGCAGCCCAGUGUCUGGGAGGCAGUGCGGCCUCUGCUUUCUGGUGUGGUGCUGUUUGUGCUUGCCGUGAGUUGGGCGGCCGCGUCUCCCAACGACGUGCUAAGUCAUCAGCCACGCCUCUUCUACUUCCUGCUGGGCACCCUUUUCUCCAACAUAUCGUGCCGCCUCAUCAUCAGUCAGAUGACGUCGACACGGUGCGAGACGUUGACCUUGCUGCUUCUCCCCGUGGCACUCGGUGUGGCCGGCUGCCUGUGGUUUCAGGCUGAUGAAACCCUCGUGCUCUGCCUGUUGGCAACCCUGGUGGCUCUCGCACAUGUACACUACUGGCGUCUGUGUGGUUCAGCAAAUGUGCUAUCACUUCCACAUCCACUGCUUCUCCCUGAAGAGGCCGCCUGUCGAGUAAGGCUGAUGGAGCUGCUGUACAGAGAUUACAAAAGACAGAAAGGACUGCUUUUUAAGAACCCCACCGACGCCCUGUUGGUGGUCACAGUGCUAGUAUGGACAACAGGUGUAUGUCUUUGUGUGAGCGUGUGUGUGUCAUCAUGGGAGGGGCCAGAGUGGCAGCGUUGCAAGCUGUUCAGGACGGGGCCAGGCUGCUGCAGAAGCACAGGAUACAGCUGUGAACCUCGAGGGCAGGACCAAGCUUGAGCCAGAGGUUGCGCACCAGGUCUGUCUGACUGAGCAGCAGGAAGGCCUCGCCAUCGGUUUCCUGCAUCGCAGCAAAGAAAAACCACGCGUUGUGUUCACACGCAAGCUACCAGUGAUGACAACAUGUAACAAGGGUGUAGUGGCUAGAAGGGGGCAGGGUAGUCACAGAGGCCAUGAAAUCUGUUGUCACUGCAUAACUAAAGCACUUUCAACAGGGUCUGCAAAUGCGGGUGGCCAUCCUGGCUUCCUUCUUUCUGCGGCCAGCAUCUAUUAGUGAGGGUCUGUGGAAAUGAAACGACUGAAAUGCUCUCCAAAGAUGCCAUAACUGGCAGUUACCAAUGAAGCAAGUAUCCGUGCGAAAUCGUGUGAUGUGUUCACCUUGUAUCAUCCGACUGUGGGAGGACCGGGAAAAGUGUUGUCCCACACACCGCAGUGCUAUUCUAGUGAAAACAUGGUGCUGCAUAUGAUGCACGAGCACGUCUUCCAAAGAUACAGGCCCUGUCCUUCUUCCCAUCUCAUUUAAAGGCAUGUCUAGAACAGCACGGCACUCGUCCCUGCCCCCUGUGGCCUCUUGCAGUCCCGGCACUUCACGCAAGUCUGAAUAUGCCUCUGUCCGCACUGCUUCCCGCCAAAAACUGUGGCAGUGAUCCACGAAGUCGUACGUCUCAUGCCGUUGCUUUCUGCCGCACGCACUGCACAGCUCGAACACAUGACUGGCAACAUCCCAGCGUGAUAUAAGCAGCCAUGCUGUACUUGUCGCAGGGUGACCAAGCGCUCAUCUAACACAGCCAAAAAUAAAGCCUUAUCACAGAGUCA